AAUAAAUGAGCAAUAUUAUCCCCUUGACUUUGAACUUUCCUUUCGGCCAGUUUCUCUCCUCUCUGAAAGAUUCUCUCCCUCUUUCUGCUCAUUUCUCCUUCCUCUAAUGUCCCAACAUCUCCUAUCUUUCGAAAUGUCUAGAAUUUCCAAGUGUAUCCUUCUGACCGUAUUUCUUUGACGGACAUCCCAUUUCAACCCCAGAUCUCUCCAUGAAUCUCUGAAAGUCUUUCCAGGUCUCUCUUCUUGGUAUCUCAGAGUCCAAGUCUCUCUCAAGUCUCUAAGCAUCUCCCUUGUCUCUGAGUGGCUCUCUGGGUCUCUCUCCUGAUAAAAACCACUAGGAAUACAUUAGGAGUCCCGCUAUCAGUGUAUUGGGGCCUCUUGUUGGGUUUUUAGUUCUCUCCCUGUCUGUGCUUGUCCCAGUGUCUCUCCCUCGCCUUUUGAGCCUUUUGAGCCUUUUGAGUGUCUCCCUGUUCGCCGUUUCUCCGGGUCUCAAUGCCUUCUCCGUCUUUCUGUAUUCUCUCCGCCUGACCGCCGUGAGCCCCAGCGCCCGCGGCCCCUUUAAGGCGGGCCCCUCCCCCGCCCCGCCCCGCCCCUCCCAGGUCAGCCCGGGGCCACCCGGCUUCCGCCGGCGCGGGGCGUCCGCUCAGUCCCCACCCGGCCGCGGGCGCGAUGGCGGGAUCCGUACUGAGAGGCGCGGAGAGGCAGCUCAGCCAGCUCAGCGGCUCUGGAGUCCCCAUCCUCCUACGGCAGAUGUUUGAGCCCAAGAGCUGCACCUACUCGUACCUCCUGGGUGACAGAGAGUCCCGUGAGGCCAUUCUGAUCGACCCGGUUCUGGAGACAGCGCCUCGGGAUGCCCAGCUGGUCAAGGAACUGGGGCUGCGACUGCUGUAUGCUGUGAAUACCCACUGCCACGCGGACCAUAUUACGGGCUCAGGGCUGCUCCGGUCCCUACUCCCCGGCUGCCAGUCUGUCAUCUCCCGCCUUAGUGGAGCCCAGGCUGACUUGCACAUUGAGGAUGGAGACUCCAUCCACUUCGGGCGCUUCGCCUUGGAGACCCGGGCGAGCCCCGGCCACACCCCGGGCUGUGUCACCUUUGUUCUGAAUGACCACAGCAUGGCCUUCACUGGAGAUGCCCUGCUCAUCCGAGGGUGUGGGCGGACGGACUUCCAGCAAGGCUGUGCUAAGACCUUGUACCACUCAGUCCACGAAAAGAUCUUCACGCUUCCAGGAGACUGCCUGAUCUACCCUGCUCAUGAUUACCGCGGGCUCACCGUGUCCACCGUGGAGGAGGAGCGGACUUUGAACCCGCGGCUCACCCUCAGCUGUGAGGAGUUUGUCAAAGUCAUGGACAACCUGAACUUGCCCAAGCCUCAGCAGAUAGACUUUGCUGUUCCAGCUAACAUGCGCUGUGGGAUCCAGACUCCCCCUUCCUGACCCGGCUUUGUCAGGUGCUCAUUUCUGUUAAGAAUGCACUAGGUGGGGUACAUUGAAAGGUGCCAUUGCCAGGCCUCUCUUCUUCCCCUCCCUCACCAGCCCCUGAGCUUCUUAAA
Zalophus californianus (California sea lion) is the source of this 1550-nucleotide messenger RNA. RefSeq names its product ETHE1 persulfide dioxygenase (gene ETHE1). The record is from RefSeq and is a predicted model, not a curated record. Lineage: Eukaryota; Metazoa; Chordata; Mammalia; Carnivora; Otariidae. The transcript is spliced from 7 exons. Gene Ontology annotation, biological process: glutathione metabolic process; hydrogen sulfide metabolic process. Gene Ontology annotation, molecular function: sulfur dioxygenase activity. The coding region runs from base 670 to 1434 and encodes 254 amino acids.